AGCGGGCGAAGAAUUGUUUUGUGUUAUUAAAUGGAAGUGAAAAUAAAGUGUUUUUCCCUGAAAAUAUUGAAUUAGUUUGUGUAUUUCCAUCAUGGCAUACCACUACGUGGUGACGGCGCAGAAGCCGACUGCCGUCACAGCGUGUGUUACCGGGAACUUCACGUCGCCGACGGACCUCAACCUGCUGGUGGCGAAGGUGUCGCGGCUGGAGAUGUACCUCGUGACGCCGGAGGGCCUACGCCCCAUGAAGGAGGUGGGCCUGUAUGGCCGUGUUGCCAAGAUGAAGCUCUUCCGGCCGCCUUACGAGAAAAAGGAUUUAGUAUUUAUACUGACAGCUCGUUACAAUGCAAUGAUUUUGGAGUGGCGAACUGGUGCCAAUGGUGACUUGGAAGUGGUGACCCGUGCUCACGGAGACGUGUCUGACCGCAUCGGCAAACCAUCCGAGAAUGGCAUCCUGGCAGUCAUUGACCCACAGGCUCGGGUUAUUGGUCUUAGACUCUAUGAUGGUCUAUUUAAGAUAAUUCCACUUGAUAAAGAUUCCACAGAACUAAAAGCUGCUAGUUUAAGGUUAGAAGAAUUAAAUGUGUAUGAUGCAGAGUUUUUGCAUGGCUGUUCCAAUCCUACACUAAUCUUAGUUCAUCAAGAUCUCAAUGGUAGACAUAUUAAGACGCAUGAACUCAAUCUGAGAGAUAAGGAAUUUAUGAAGAUUCCGUGGAAACAAGACAAUGUGGAGACAGAGGCAAGCAUACUCAUUCCUGUGCCCAGCCCACUUGGUGGUGCAAUUGUAAUUGGCCAGGAGUCAAUAGUGUAUCACGAUGGUCAAAGCUACGUAGCUGUAGCUCCACCACAGAUAAAGAUGACGCCGAUCAACUGCUACUGCCGCGUGGACGGCCGCGGCCUGCGCUACCUGCUGGGUGACAUCGCGGGGCGGCUGUUCAUGCUGCUGCUGGAGCUGGCGCACCGCCCCGACGGCACGCAGGCCGUCAAGGACCUGAAGGUCGAGCUUCUCGGCGACAUCCCGAUCCCGGAGUGCAUGACGUACCUGGACAACGGCGUGGUGUUCGUGGGCUCGCGGCUGGGGGACUCGGCCCUCGUGCGGCUGGCGGCGGCCAGGGACGACGCGGGCCAGCACGUGCUGCCCAUGGAGAGCUUCACGUCGCUGGCGCCCAUCGUCGACAUGUGCGUCGUCGACCUGGAGCGCCAGGGGCAGAACCAGCUCAUCACCUGCUCGGGAGCGUUCAAGAUGGGGUCCCUGCGCAUCAUCCGCAACGGGAUCGGCAUCCAGGAGCAGGCCAGCAUCGACCUGCCCGGCAUCAAGGGCAUGUGGGCGCUCACGUUGGCGCCCGGCGCCACGCACCACGACACGCUCGUACUCUCCUUCGUGGGGCAGACCAGGGUUUUAACGCUAAACGGCGAGGAGGUGGAAGAGACGGAGAUCAAGGGUUUCGUGUCGGACCGGCAGACCUUCUUCACGGGCAACGUUGUUCACAAUCAACUGGUGCAGGUGACGGACGAGGGCAUCCGCCUGGUGGCGCGCGGCGCCGACGGCGGCUGGGCGCUGGCGGCCGAGUGGCGGGCGGCGGCGGGGGGGGGGGGGGGGGCGGGCGCGGGGCGCGGCGUGGGCGUGGUGGCGUGCGCGGGCGCGCGCGCCGUGGUGGCGGCGGGCCCGCGGCUGUCGCUGCUGGCCGUGGGCGACGGCGCGCUGCAGCUGCUCACCGAGGUGUGCAUGGAGGAGGAGGUGGCGUGCCUGGACCUGGCGCCGGCGGCGGACGACGCGCCCCCGCGGCUGCUGGGCGUGGGGCUGUGGACCGACAUCUCCGUGCGGGUGCUGCGCCUGCCCGAGCUGACGCCGCUGCACACGGAGAAGCUGGCCGGAGAGAUAAUCCCGCGCUCGCUGCUGAUCAGCGUGCUGGAGGGCGUGUGCUACCUGCUGUGUGCGCUCGGCGACGGCUCCAUGUUCUACUUCACGCUCGACCGGGAAACUGGGGUGCUCAGCAACCGCAAGAAAGUCACACUCGGCACGCAACCCACGGUGCUGCGCAGCUUCAGAUCUCUAUCGACGACGAACAUCUUCGCGUGCUCGGACCGGCCGACGGUGAUCUUCUCGUCCAACCACAAGCUGGUGUUCUCCAACGUUAACCUCAAGGAGGUCACACACAUGUGCAGCCUCAACGCCGCCGCCUACCCUGACAGUUUAGCGCUGGCGACGGACAGCACGGUGACGAUCGGCACCAUCGACGAGAUACAGAAGCUGCACAUCCGGACCGUGCCGCUGGGGGAGACGCCGCGACGCAUCGCCUACCAGGAGGCUUCACAGACGUUCGGCGUGAUCACGAUGCGCGUGGAGGCGCUGGAGUCGCUGGCGGGCGCGGCGGGCCCCGCGGGCGCGGCCGCGGCGCGGGCCUCCGCCUCCACGCUGGCGCCCGCCUCCAGCGCCUCCAGCGCGGCGCAGGCGCAGCCCAAGCACGCGCCCGCCAUGACCGACCUCGAGGUGCACAACCUGCUGCUCAUCGACCAGCACACCUUCGAAGUGCUGCACGCCCAUCAGCUGAUGACGAGCGAGUUCGCCAUGUCGCUGGUGUCGUGCCGCCUGGGGGACGACCCCAACCACUACUACGCCGUCGGCACCGCCAUACUCAACCCCGAGGAGUCCGAGCCCAAGCAGGGUCGGAUAUUGCUGUUCCACUGGUCGGAAGGCAAGCUGGUGCAGGUGGCGGAGAAAGAGAUCAAGGGCGGCUGCUACACGCUCGUGGAGUUCAACGGGAAACUGCUGGCCUCCAUCAACAGCACAGUACGUUUGUUCGAGUGGACGUCGGAGAAGGAGCUGCGGCUGGAGUGCAGCCACUUCAACAACAUCGUGGCGCUGUACCUUAAGGUGAAGGGCGACUUCAUCCUGGUCGGCGACCUCAUGCGCUCCAUGUCGCUGCUGCAGUAUAAACAGAUGGAGGGCAGCUUCGAGGAGAUCGCGCGCGACUACAGCCCCAACUGGAUGACGGCCGUGGAGAUCCUGGACGACGACACCUUCCUCGGAGCGGAGAACAGCUUUAACCUCUUCGUGUGCCAGAAGGACAGCGCGGCCACGACGGACGAGGAGCGGCAGCAGAUGGGCUACGCGGGCCAGUUCCACGUGGGCGACAUGGUCAACGUCAUGCGGCGCGGGGCGCUGGCGGCGCGCCACGCCGACUGCGCCGACUGCGCCGCGCCCACGGCCAACCCCGUGCUGCUGGCCACCGUGUCCGGCGCCAUCUGCCUGGUGGUGCAGGUGUCGCACGAGCUGUUCGAGUUCCUGCGGCAGCUGGAGGAGCGCCUCACUCGCAGCAUCAAGUCCGUGGGGAGGGUGGCGCACUCGUUCUGGCGCUCCUUCAACACGGACAUCAAGACGGAGCCCGCCGACGGCUUCGUGGACGGAGACCUCAUCGAGAGCUUCCUCGACCUGCACCGCGACGUGCAGCGCGAGACCAUACAGGGCAUGCAGAUCGACGAUGGCGGCGGGAUGAUGCGCGACGCUACCGUAGACGAUAUAAUUAAGAUAGUAGAAGACCUCACGCGGAUACACUAGCCGCGCGCGGUAGGCUUGUUAUUAUUAUGUUAGGAUGGUCUGCCCUGGUGAUGUCGCUCCGGUCAACUUUAUUAUAAAAUACAUUAUCUAUGUCAAAGA
Messenger RNA from Pectinophora gossypiella (pink bollworm), 3658 nucleotides. It is a transcript of the gene pic, whose product is annotated as DNA damage-binding protein 1. Gene Ontology annotation, molecular function: nucleic acid binding; protein binding. Gene Ontology annotation, biological process: proteasome-mediated ubiquitin-dependent protein catabolic process; DNA repair. Gene Ontology annotation, cellular component: site of double-strand break; nucleus. NCBI's taxonomy places the organism in Eukaryota, Metazoa, Arthropoda, Insecta, Lepidoptera, Gelechiidae. The record is from RefSeq and is a predicted model, not a curated record. The transcript is spliced from 23 exons. The coding region runs from base 92 to 3559 and encodes 1155 amino acids.